UUAGAGACGUUGGUCAUCGUGGCUGGCAAUUAAUAAUUUUUAUUUGUAAUAUAAGUUGCCUAAACUAUUAUAGUUUGUAGGUGUGUCAAAAUAAAACAAGUUGUCAACUAUUUAUUAACCUUAAAACAUUCAUUUGUUUUGUUUAAUUAUUUUUUUAAUUUUAAAGAAAUAUUAUUUAAUAUUUUAAAAAAUAAAAAAAAUGGAUAUAAGUUUACGAUUAUCUUUAAGUGUUUUAAUAAUUCUUUGUUCCGUACAAACAGCAAUAUCAAUAAAAUGCUUCCAAUGUUCUGGAACCAAUUCUACACAGCAUCCAUUUCAAUGUAAUGAAUGGCUAAGUGAUUAUGAUAUGGAACCAAAGUCAUGUGAUAGUGUUUACGGUGCAAAAUAUUGUAUAAAACAUAUCGGUCGAUUCGAAGGUGGUAUUGGAGCUAAACGAUUUUGUUCAUCAUUAGAUUUAGGUAAUUAUUGUAAUUAUGUAAAACAACCUGGUGACAUUUUGGAGUAUCGUACGUGUGUAUUUACAUGCACUGGAGAUGGCUGCAAUUCAUCAAAUCACUUACUAUCAACAAAAUAUCAAUAUCUUCCAUCGAUUUUUAUUAUUAUUUUAUCAAUACUAACUGUACUUUAAAAAUAUAUGUUUAGUGUAUACGUUAUUCUUAGGAACAGUUUUGCAAUGCACAAUUUGCCAAAGUGGCCACAAACCGAAUUAAAACAAAUAUUUCAAAGGCUAUUAUAAUUCGACAUAAAAUUAUCAGUAAAAAGACAAAACUUGACUCAAUAAACUAACAAUCAGCCAUUCACUUAGUUAAUCAGAAUGUGACUCCAACUGCGAACCAUCUGCGAACCAAUCCUACAUUACUCGUUUACCACACGAUUCUCAAUCAUACACAACAGUGUUGCCAGAUUUUCCGUUAAAACGGUACCGUGCGUUAUAACAUUUUUUUCCCGUAAUCUACCGUUUUUUAUUAUUUUGGUGGCGCAUUUAUAAUAAUGAAAAAUCAUUCUAAGCCAUUAUUUUUCGCACCUGAACGUAUAUUUUGAAUUUAAUUUUAAACAAUUUUUGUAACUAAUUAUUUUUGCUAAUUAAGAAUUUUUUAAUUCGGUAAAAAUUCGAAUUUAAGCAAAAAUACAGUCAACCGUAUUUUUAUCGAAUCUACUGUUUUUGUUUUAAAUGGUCUGGCAAAACUUUACACAAACUACGGAUGUGUACAGUUAUCUAUACUACCGAUAAAAAAAAUCAACCAGUUACCAUCUGUAAAUCUGCUAAAAUUCACUAACUGACGAAUCGGCUGAACGUUCUGACCAGUGGAUUGGUUUUAUUGUGAAUGUUAGCCCUAAAUUAUUAUAAAUUGACAGAUUUUAAAUAUAUAUUUAUUUAAAUUUUCAACAAUAUUUUUUCAAAACUAAACAAAAUUCAUUAAAUUUUGAAAUACUAUUCUUGUGGCCACUGUGUAUAGUCUGUUUAUGAAACAAAUUACUAUAUAAAGUACAUGACUAUACAUUAAUUCUUCAUUUGUGUUUGCUCGAAUGACAUAAAUACCAAAGAUUUUGGUAAUUAUUAAAAUGACAAUUAUUGGUCCUGUUCAAAACAGCAAAGUCCUUUAUAUGAUAAGCCAGACACUCAAUCAAAUUAUGAUUUAAAUCAUAUAUAAUGACUAUUUUGUUAGCAAAUUUGUACAAGACAAGUACAGAGUUAGUAAUACUGAGUGUCUAGCUUAAUGAUUAGUAUACUCAGCUCUUUGUUGCUCCGAACACGGCCAUUGUGUAAUUCAAGUAAACACUAUAAACAAUGUUGUUUAAAACUGACUCAAAUAGACAUGAAUCUCUUUAAUUUUAAGCACAAAAUCAUUCCAAUUAAUUUGUAAAUUUUGUUGACAACGGUCAUUCAUUGUAGUACCUACGUAAUGUUUUGUAUUCA
Molecule: messenger RNA, 1918 nt
Organism: Chrysoperla carnea
Lineage: Eukaryota; Metazoa; Arthropoda; Insecta; Neuroptera; Chrysopidae
Gene: bou
Product: U-scoloptoxin(05)-Er1a
Exons: 3
Coding region: 200-628 (142 amino acids)
Biological process (GO): positive regulation of voltage-gated potassium channel activity; regulation of synaptic transmission, cholinergic; sleep
Source: RefSeq, a predicted model, not a curated record